This is a messenger RNA of Cercocebus atys (sooty mangabey), 1401 nucleotides long. RefSeq names its product nudix (nucleoside diphosphate linked moiety X)-type motif 16-like 1 (gene NUDT16L1). The transcript is spliced from 3 exons. The record is from RefSeq and is a predicted model, not a curated record. Gene Ontology annotation, cellular component: nucleus. The coding region runs from base 9 to 629 and encodes 206 amino acids. Gene Ontology annotation, molecular function: snoRNA binding. Lineage: Eukaryota; Metazoa; Chordata; Mammalia; Primates; Cercopithecidae.
GCUCGCGCAUGCUCUUAAGUGGCAGCGACGGGGACGGGGUCAGUGCCAAGAUGUCGACGGCGGCGGUUCCAGAGCUGAAGCAGAUCAGCCGGGUGGAGGCGAUGCGCCUGGGGCCGGGCUGGAGCCACUCGUGCCACGCCAUGCUGUACGCCGCCAACCCUGGGCAGCUCUUCGGCCGCAUCCCCAUGCGCUUCUCGGUGCUGAUGCAGAUGCGUUUCGAUGGGCUGCUGGGCUUCCCCGGGGGCUUCGUGGACCGGCGCUUCUGGUCGCUGGAGGACGGCCUGAACCGGGUGCUGGGCCUGGGCCUGGGCUGCCUGCGCCUCACCGAAGCCGACUACCUGAGCUCGCACCUGACCGAGGGCCCACACCGCGUCGUGGCGCACCUGUACGCACGGCAGCUGACGCUGGAGCAGCUGCACGCCGUGGAGAUCAGCGCGGUGCACUCGCGCGACCACGGCCUGGAGGUGGGGCCGCCGCCCGGGCCCCGCCCCCCGCCCCGGGGUUUGGCUCUGGCCCCGUGGAAGGCACCGAUGGGUGCUGGGCCUCGUGCGGGUCCCGCUGUACACCCAGAAGGACCGAGUCGGAGGCUUCCCCAACUUCCUGAGCAACGCCUUUGUGAGCACGGCUAAGUGCCAGCUCCUCUUUGCCCUCAAGGUGCUCAACAUGAUGCCUGAGGAGAAGCUGGCUGAGGCCCUGGCUGCGGCCACCGAGAAGCAGAAGAAGGCCCUGGAGAAGUUGCUCCCAGCCUCGUCCUGAGGGCUGCCUGGGCUGCUGGCACCCUCCCCUGGGCCGGAAGACUGGGAAUUCCUGCCAAGUGUGGCUUCUAGAGUGUGUGUGUGUACCCCACUUCUGACUGCCUAGGGCAAAGGGGCAUCCUGUCAUCUCCACUGUCCCAAGCAGUCACUAGGUGGUGGCCGGGCCAGCUGGGACCCAGCCCAUCCUCUCAGGCAGAGCAGGGUGGUCUGGGCACGCUGGGCCUGCCUCUCUAGCCUCAGGAUGCUCUUGUUCAUCCCAGGCUCAGACCCUCCUGUGUGUGUGUGUCUCAUCCCGGCUGGUGGAGGCCCACAGGGACUGCGCACAGCUCCAGGGCCACUCGGAAGACGGGAUGUGUGGGUGGAGGAUGCCUCGUCUAGGUCAGCAUUCCUGCCUCCUUCCUGAGCCAGCUCAGAGCCUGGGGGAGAGCCAACUUGGGGUAGGAAGUUAAUACUGUUAAUUUGGGUUGUUGUUGGAUUUACUUUGCUAGAUUUUCUCUUUCACCACGUGUGAACUGUGGGUGAGGUUUCAAAGUAGCUUCACCCCACGUGGCUUGGUUCCCAGGGACAGUCAGGGCCUCGGGGGCCCAGCUAUGUACGACGAAGCUGUCGAAGGAGAAGACAAUAAAGUCACUCCUCAGCUGCUCUG